Molecule: messenger RNA, 4220 nt
Organism: Salpingoeca rosetta
Lineage: Eukaryota; Choanoflagellata; Craspedida; Salpingoecidae
Exons: 24
Coding region: 246-3803 (1185 amino acids)
Source: RefSeq, a predicted model, not a curated record
CCAAACUUUGCUCAAAUUUGGCACCGGAACUGUCACCGUCGCGCACAGUGCCAGGCGACGCGCAUUCCACAACCACCACAACACAGCGACGACAGAGUGUGUUUGUUUGGCGCACCCGACACGGUCCGCUGCUGCUGUUGCGUUGGCUUCCAUCUCUCGCAUGGAAUCACAGCCAUCAGCUCGCUGUGAGUGUGCACUUGUCUGGAAACAGCUUCGUGUGCUGACGGGCGUCGUCGCCAGACAACAUGAAUGAAGACGAGGCUCAGCGCAUCCUUGAACUCCUGGAGAGCAAGGAUGAACGCAUUCGCACGCUUGAGCAAUCGCUGCUCCGGCUGCAGAGCAGUCAGCACCAUGCGCAGGCCGAGUACCACGAGCUGCAGCGCGUGCAUCGCCUCGAAGUCGACCAGCUGCAGUUGCAGCUCAACCAAACGAGCCAAGAGCUGGCGUCUUUACGCGAGCUCCGUGAUUCGACAGAAAACUUGUCGAACGUGUGCACGGUCUUGCGGUCCGAGAACGAGUCUCUCAAGCAAGCUGUGGACGAGCUCGCGAACAACGCGACUGAGCUGCAGGAUAAGCUCGAAGCCGCAAACAGGCGCGCGGAUCACCAUCUGCAAACGAGUGAAUCCCAGACUGCGCACAUUGAGAGCCUGAAGUUGGCGGUGUGCAAUCGAGACGAAGAGAUUGAACGCCUUCGCGAUCACAUCACAGACUUGCAGCGCGAACGAGCGAAUUGGCAGCUGGAGAAGCGUCACACACACGCGCAAACACAGCUCUCCGUGCGGGAGCUGCAGGAGCGGCUGCGCAUCGAAGAGGAAUCGCAUGAGGACACGUGCAGACAGCUCAACUCAAGCAACGAGAUGCUUGCAAAGGUGAAGCGAAACGUUCAAGAGACGGUGCAGCAGUUUGAGGACCAGCUCUUGGUUCUUCGCCAGAAGCAUCAGGAUGAAGUUGAACACCUCAAAUCGCAGCUGGCGAACCGGCCCGUGCGUCCACCCCUCACAGACACAUCAACACAGACGGAUUCAAUGUCCGACGAUCGCCUGUCCCGCCUUGAGAACCAAGUGCGGGCUGCGCUGCACCGCCCGCCGAGCGGCGCCAGUGGAGACGACGACGACCACGACGGCUUUGGCGAUUCCGACGCGAGCGGAGAUGCGAACGACCGCACCCCGCUGCCGUCGUCAUGCGCGCGCUUCAAGUACCUCUCCCGCCUCAUGGACUUUGACUCGGCACAGCAGCGCGCUGCUGCUCACCUUCGUUACCCGGAUGACAAGUACCUGCACGAGCUGCAAGGCCACAUUCUCGCCAUGAACAAGGAGCACGGGGCGUUUGUUGAUCACCAGCUGCAGGUGCUUGAAGAGGUGCAGCUGCGAUAUGAGGCCGUUCCCGCCAAACUCGCCGGCACAUAUGCACGCGCACAUGAUGCACACGCGCCACGCCUUCGCUCGUCUCGAAGUCGCGCCGGGAAAUUCAAAAUGGGGAUGAACGGUGAUGGUGGCGACGGUGACGAUGAUGGCCGUGAUGAUGACAGCGGUGACGGUGGUGAAACUAAGAUGCACCACAGAAGAGGCACCACCCACAGCAGCAGCAGGUAUAGCGAACGCCGCGCCAACCCCCUCUUUGCUGUGUCGCGCAUGCUUGCAGCAUCACCACCAUCUGCAACAACAACAACAGCAACAGCAGCUGCUGGAGGAAUGGGUGCGCGUGUGUUUGGCGGCAUCGAACACGUGCUGCGAUCCAUUGAACAGAACAUCGAGCGCGUGUCUCAGAGCGCACGUGAGCGUGAGGACGAGUCGAAGCAGAUUGUGCGCAUUGUCCAAGACAAGAUCAAGACGACCAUGUGGCGCCUGCAGGAGGACAUUAUGUCCGAUGUGACCGAUGCGCUCCAGCAAGUUUCCGCCGUCCAGACACGCAAGCCGACCCCGCACGCACCAGAGUCUAACUACACGUCCUGGCUGGAGCGGCGGCUGGUGGAGGCGUUGGCGGCAAACACAAAACUGCGGACCGAGAACACGAUGAUGGCCAAGACGCCAAACGUCGCCGUCACGUCGUACCGCCACUGCGCUAGCAUGCUGGUUGACAGUUUUAGUUCACAGGCUAGCGCCAUGGUGGCUGUGAUUGUCGACGCAUUGUCGCUCAUGCAUUCGUGGCUCCGCUCCCGACGCAACGUGGAGCUUGCGCAACAUUUGUGUUCGCUGCGCGUCAGCAAAUUGGACGAGCUUGCACAAGAGCUCACAAUGCUGCACGCUCGUCACCCGCACCACUCCCUACACCAGCAGAAAGGCGGACAGACGCAUGUGCAUGAGCGCGUGGAUCCUUCCUCGCCGCAGACCAACACCACAGACACGACGACAACAACUGCAACAACAAUGUCGCCUCCCUCAUCCGCAUCACACAUCAGUGGCAACAACAACAACAACAACCACAAGAACAACAGCAACAACAACAACACGGGUGACAGCGCCCACCAUCACCACCGCCACCACCACCGCCACCACGAUGGUUAUACGAACGCCUUCGCGAACGACGACUCCAACUGCUCUGUGGAGGAUGACGAGCUGCCGUGUGUUGCGGCUGUUGAGGGCCUUGCGUCCGAAGUUGCGGACAUUUUCUCCGCUCAGGGGGACGUCAUCUCCAAGACGCUUGUGAGCGAGCUCUCCAUCCAGACGCGCACGCAGCAGCUGUAUGUGUCACUGAGCAGCACAGCAGCGGCGCUACAGGGCACGCUGUCCGCUCUGCAAGAAUCCCUCUGCCUCACAUCGCAACCAACACCUACAGCAGCAGCAGCAACAACAACAACAACAACAACAACAACAACAACCGCGAGUGGGGCGACAGCGACAGGCAAACACGAAGAAAGUGUGGAUGUGGUGCAACAGUUUGCGCGCGUGUGUACAGAACUGCAAAGCGCAACGAGCGUGGCCGUGGGCACCAGCACUGGCGGUGUUGGGAGUGGUGUUGAUGUUCUGUCGGAGACGGAACCACGCCUGAAGCGCCAGCCGCGAAGCAGAGGAACACAGACAGCCGAUGCCGUUGUGGACGUACGCAAGCACCGACGCGAGUUGCGUUCUGUCAAGACGCUGAACCAGGAGCUUGCGUCACGUGUGGAGCUGUUGGAGGAGCGAAAGGACCAGCUUGAAGCGGAACUCAAGUCCGCACAGCAAAAGCUCGUGCACCACCGCAAGGAAAUUGACAUCAAGCGCCACUGCAUCGAGGACCUGCGUGGCCGCCUGUCUGCAACGAAGGACGAUCACGCCACCUGCGCAGAGCGAUACGAGCUUCUGCAGCGCAAGCACGCGUCUGCAAAGGCGGAACUGCGUCGCCUCUCGCAGCGAACGAAGCAACUCCAGGACGAGCGCGAGAAGUUGCACGCGGCAGAAUCGGAGCACCGCGCCGCCGAAGAGAAAAUGGCGAAAAUGGCCGAUUUGAGCAAGUCGACGCGGCGCGAGGUGAAGCGGGAGAAGGAGCGCUCGUCGCGACUGGCGGCAGAGGUUGAAGAGUUACAGGAGCAGCUGCGGUGGGCGCAGCAGGAGUACGUCGAGUACCAGCAGCGCGCCGCUCUCAACGCAAAGCAGCUGCAGGACGAAAUCCAGCAUCUGCGCGCUGCGUAUGAGGACAUGUCACACGAACUGGACGAAAAGCGGUCGUCCUUUGGACACAAACACUCGCAGGGCACACAGACUGCCGACAGCGGCGUCGACUCGUCUGGGUCCGAGACGGCGUUCAGUCAGGACCGCGUCAUGCGCAACGUGCAGUCGCUGCUGAAUCUCACAGACUCGGAGCUCUUCAACAUCCUCAACGCCUGAUGAUACACGAUGGUGAUGGCGGUGGUGGUGGUGGUGGUGGUGUUUUGUAUGCAGGAGUGAAGGAGUGUAGCGUGGGUCUUGGGUGUGCACACGUCCGACACGUCCUGUUCCUCGCCGCCAUCUGCUGUGAUGGUGGUGGUGAUGGUGGUGGUGUCGAGCUCACUGCUGCAGCUAUUAGAUUUUGAUGCCGUUUGUUUGUGAUGCUUGCGUAAGCUGUGCAAUGCACCACCCGCAUCCUUGAGUUAUCGCUGACACGAGCGCGCACGGUGUAGCUCCUCCUUUGAUAAUGUAUCUCAUUCAUUGUGUAUAUUUCAUGAUCUCAUGCAUGGCAUCUGUAUAUUCGUAUCUAUCGAUUCAAGCGCACGCGCUGUGUCACCCCACGCACGCACACACGGAUUCAAUAAACGCUCUUGUGGA